UCUUUGUGUGGUCAUGGUUUUAAUCAUAAUGUAAAAUGUUCAUUUUCAAAAAGUUUAUAAUUAAUGCAGAUGAGUAUCCAUCAAGGAACUCCACAGAAUGUACAUUUGUUACGGGGCCUCCAUGUUCAGCCUCUUGUCCACAACUGCUUUAACUUCAAACUGCCACUAGGUGGCAGAACACUAAUGCAUGAUGUAGCGGAGAUUGAAACCAAGGUGGUACAGCCAGGGAACUUAGUGACAUGGAUGAUGGCCUUAUUAAUAUUUAAUAUGACCUUGUUAUUGAACAUUUCUGAACGUGUUAUGUUUAUAAUGGAACGAAAACUAACCCCAUAGCCUGAAUGAAGAGGGGUCAACUGGACUGUAUGAACAACCAGGAGAGAAACAUUUAAUCCAAACUCAAGACACAAAAAUUCAUGACUUGUCAUGAUUAUGUGUUGGGAGAGCAGGGAAUAUAACUGACCUUACUAACACAUGACAACUCUGAUCUACUUGUCAACGGUGCUUGUGGCUAUGUUCAUCUCUGCUAUCCAGGUUCCAUGCAUCAACUGCUGAAGUCCAACAGAGAAAUCUGAGGAAUUUCGAAGUGUUCAAAAUAACGGUUUAGCACAAAACUAGCUUAAUUUGUCUGUCAAUGGGCAAUAAAGGGUUGAGUCUAGCAUGUAAUAGAGGCACCGCCAGGAAUUUUGGACCCUAUGAAAAAAGCAUUUCUAUAAAUUUUUCAAUUUUUGGGGCCCCUGUCAGUCGGGGGCCCUAAGAAUCGUCCUAACUUUUCCCCCCUAAACGGCGCCCCUGAAUACAGGCCUGGUCAGCACAUGUCUAGGAUGAGUGCUGUGUGCUGUCCGUUGGAAUAACAUUUCAUUCAUCGUUUUUGUCUCCAGUAAAAUAUCCCCGUGAUACAAGCCCAAACCAACUGAAACAUUUAUUGGGUCUCAGCCAACGACGAGAGGGGAUUUGCUUUGUGAGAUAUGGGAGGUUACUCCGUACAUAUCCGGUCAACAUGACAUUGUAUGUACUCCAUCAAAUAUUUACAACCAUGGUGGUUCCAAUAUCAGUCUCCUGGGCCCUCUUCACUGUCCCAACAAGCAAAGGAGUCGAACACAUUUUUUUUUAAUGGGAAUGAUACGUGCUUUGCAAGUAUGUGUAUGUGCGUGUUGGUGAGUUAAUGUUAUGUUUGUAUAGGGUAAUAGUACAGGAUGUAGACUGAGCAAAAACUGCCGCCAUUCGUAGACAAGUGAAUAGGCCUGCCCACUGACAGGAUUUAGCCUUUAUGUAAGAAUGAGAAUGAUGGAUUGACAGAUGGAAGUGCUAUUACGUAGCGUGGCCGAUGUUGAGAAUUUUCAGAGACUCUUACUUUGGCGGAUGUUGGUAGACAGUCGAUAAACUACUCAGAGAACGCGUGUCAAAAUCCAACGUAAAAUACAUCCAUAUAGAUAACAGCUGGUGAGGAAAAAACGUGGAUUAGUGAAGGGUCUGGAGAGCUUGAGAGCAAUAAAGAGCGCAUGAGAGUUCACCAAGAGAGACGCGCAAAUAGAAUGCAGCAUUUUACGUUUUCGCUUGAGAUGAACAGCAGGUAUUUAAAGCACAUUCCGAGACCAGGGAUUAGAAUCAAAACGAAUUCUACCACCAACAACAUCUGCACUCUCCUUGAUUAAUCCUGCUAUCUGCGUAUGAACUGCACCUCGAUGGGCUGGACACAUUUAACCCCUGGGAAUAUGCUCUUCGCGGGUGUGCUGCUGGUCGCGCUGUCACGGUUGGACUGUUCUAACGCGUGCCCGCCUCAAUGCCUCUGUUAUGAGCACUCGGACCUGGUGGACUGCCGGGCAAGGGGGUUCUUGCGCGUGCCCCACAACCUGCCCCAUGGCACGUGGCUCCUGGAUUUUGGAGGCAACUUGCUGACAGAUGUGAGGACGCAUGCCUUUGCGGGUCUUUGGUCUCUGCGCGUCCUCGUGCUCUCAGACAGUGGCAUCCAACAUCUCCAGCGCCAGGCGUUCUUCUCCCUCUCCUACUUGGAGAAGCUGGACAUGAGCCGCAACCUCCUCCGCCGGCUCCCUCACGACUUCUCCGACAGCCUGACCGCCCUCCGCGAGCUCCGCCUGGACCACAACACCCUGCUGCAGCUGGACCCCUCCAGCCUGGGCAGCUUGGAGAACCUGGAGAAGCUGGACCUCAGCCACAACCUGCUGGCCUCCCUGGAGCCCGGAGCCUUCAGGGGCCUCUCCCGCCUGCGCCACCUCUACCUGCAGGCCAACCGCCUGGCCUCCCUCCAGCAGGGCUCCCUGGCCAUGCUCCCCAGCCUGGAGAUCCUCCAGCUGGGCCAAAACAACAUCUCCCACAUCGACACGGAGGCCCUCACCCCCCUCCAGAGCCUGUCCGUGCUGGGCCUGGAGGGCAACGCUCUCCGCCACCUCAAGUUCAAGACCCUCCUGGGCCUGCACACGGCUGCCACCCACCUCCAGCUGGCGGGGAACCCCUGGAGCUGCGACUGCGACCUCCACCGCGUCUUCGGCAAGAUCCUGAGCGUGCGCCACCUCCACGUGGACGACUACCGCAACGUGACGUGCCGCGAGCCGCCUCAGCUGGCGGUCAUCACGGUCACCGUCCUGGUGACGGUGGUGGCGGCACUGGUCAUGGCGGAACGCACGCAGAAGAAGAACCAGGGGAAGAGUUGGGGAGGAGAGUCGGACUCUCCUCCCCAACUCUCCUCCCCGAGGACUGAGGGCGGGCUGGCGGGGAUGUGA
Hypomesus transpacificus is the source of this 2738-nucleotide messenger RNA. RefSeq names its product slit homolog 1 protein-like. Bases 1668 to 2738 code for a protein of 356 amino acids. The record is from RefSeq and is a predicted model, not a curated record. Gene Ontology annotation, molecular function: protein binding. NCBI's taxonomy places the organism in Eukaryota, Metazoa, Chordata, Actinopteri, Osmeriformes, Osmeridae. The transcript has 3 exons. Gene Ontology annotation, cellular component: plasma membrane.